This is a messenger RNA of Biomphalaria glabrata, 7032 nucleotides long. Its product is annotated as major facilitator superfamily domain-containing protein 6-like. Lineage: Eukaryota; Metazoa; Mollusca; Gastropoda; Planorbidae. The record is from RefSeq and is a predicted model, not a curated record. The coding region runs from base 275 to 2749 and encodes 824 amino acids. Gene Ontology annotation, cellular component: membrane. The transcript has 15 exons.
GCAACCGCGCUCAACAAAUCAAUGCCGCAACUAUCGAUCCCUAGUUCUAGCCUACUCCUUGGAACGCCAACGCCUCCCUCAUCAAGGACCGAGGAGUAAUGCUAUAACUAGAUACUGGCUGUUAUUUACGGAUUCCAAGGGUAUAAUAAUACUUUGCUUUAUUAGAAGAUGAUGUGUGGUGAUGAUGUGUACUGCAUGACAUAUGUGAUCGAUUUUCAUUCGGUGUGAUAGCGGGGGCAAAGAUUGAACGUGUUGGACUGCAUGCAAAACUAAAAUGGAGGCAGACUACGAGGAGUACGACCGAUCCAAGCAGGAAUUCGACCCAUUUCAGAACGUAAAACCAAGUUCUGGAUCGACCAAUGGCGCUCGCGAGCCAUUCAAAGGGGUUUCUCAUUCUCAACAGCCGCAGCGACCAACAGCUUUCAGUCGAGACUUCUUGGACUCUCUCUGCACAGUGGUCAACAGAGACCUUCUCUUCUGCAAGCUUUUCUAUUUCUUCUUCUUCGGCGCUUUUGGUUCCCUCUUUCCCCUGCUGGCCAUUUACUUCAAACAGCUUGGCAUGAACGCUUCCCAGAGCGGUGUGCUGAUCGGCUUCCGGCCGUUCAUCGAGUUUCUCAGCGCGCCUUUCUGGGGAGGCCUGGCGGACAAGUGGAAGAGAGGCAAGGAGAUGCUGCUCUUUUCUCUCGUCUGCUGGAUCGUCUUCACGCUGGCCAUCGCCUUCGUCAAGCCCCCUGCACACAAAUGCAUCACCUUUAAUGGAACUCACAAUCUCCUGGAGGUUCCCUUGGGCCGCAGACGUCGAGACGAUGCCAGCGCCAUCCACCGGUUCUCUGUCGAUCUCACACCGAUGUCUGUCUCGCAUUUAGGAGGCUUCAAAGUUCUCGGAUCCGAUUUCAGAUUAUUGAAUCCACCCCCCUUGCUGUCAAAGACGACGACACUGUCGGUGGCGGACAGUAUUCAAGACCCUCGUUUAGCUCACAACAGCGGCUGGGCUAAAGACGUUAUUGUACUGCCCGACGAUCUGGAAGUAAUCGACAUCAACAGUCGUUACCGACGCAGCCCCGUCGUCGAUCCCAGCAAAAUUGCUAACGUGAAUGGUUCGAUGCGUGGACUGAUCUUCAAUCGCCACUCGACCGUUGUGUAUCAGGAAGAUGAAGUAUCGCAGGCGUUCUUCAUCCUUCUACUCCUGGUCAUUAUCGGCGAGUUUUUCAGCGCCCCUGCCAUCACGUUCGCCGACUCGGUGACCUUGUCCUUCCUGGGAGAAGACACUCAGAACUAUGGACGACAGAGAAUGUUCGGAUCCUUAGGCUGGGGUCUCGCCAUGUUUUUUGUGGGCAUGGCCUUGGACCACUCGACAACCUUUCCUGACCACCCUUGCGGUAAAGCGCACCUGAGUGAGAAAAACUACACAGUUUGUUUUGCUGUCUUCUCUGUCCUCAUGAGCUGCGCCUUCCUGGCAGCUUUACAGUUUCGAUUUGACCACCACCUCAACCGGAAGCUCAAACUUUCUGAAAUCCCAGUGAAGGUGAAGGACAAGGUCAAGAGGGUGAUCUCAGGUCACAGGAAGAUAGAUCGGGAGAGGCUGGUGGAGGAAUACGACGAGGAUGACGAAGAGUUUCCAAGGAAACCGUUAGAGGACGCCGUUGCUGAGGACUCCGCAGAAUCGAAUCUGAAAAUCAACCCAGCUGCAGGUUCUGAUAUGGUAACAGAUGCAUUAAAAGCUCCUGGGGCUAAGGCAGGGCGUGGCCUAGGUGGCGCCACUGGAGCUAUACCUUUUGGCAGUGCAGAGGCUAACUACUCAGAUCAACCAUUCUUUGGCAAAUGGAUAGCUGUGGUCAAACUGCUUGCUACAUACCAGUAUAUCUCAGUUCUGUUUAUAGCUUGGUUCAUGGGCUUUGGGAUAGGCAUCAUCUUUACUUUUCUUUUCUGGCAUCUUCAAGAUCUGGGUGGAUCUCCAACUUUGUUUGGCGUGGCGUCUGUGAUCAAUCACAUCUCUGAGCUGUUCGCUUAUUUUAUGGCUGGCAAUUUGAUCUUAAAAUUUGGUCAUGUCAAGAUUCUGUAUGCUGGUUUAUUAGGAAACAUUGCCAGAUUUUUUUACAUUUCAUUUUUGUCUAACCCGUGGUGGGUUUUGCCAUUUGAAUUUGUACAAGGAUUAACACAUGCCGCGGUAUGGGCGUCUUGCUGUGCAUAUAUCACUCAUGCCAUUCCUGUGGAGUUAAGAUCGUCUGCCCAGGGAAUUCUGCAAGGCUUGCACCAUGGCCUAGGAAGAGGCUGUGGCGCUGUAUUUGGCGGUCUUUUAGUCUAUCAGUAUGGCAGUAUUGUCACCUUCCGUAUAUAUGGCGUUACUUGUAUCAUGGUGCUACUAGCGUAUGUUGGAAUCAACGUGUUUCUGGAGAAGCGCGGUAAGUUUUCUCAUGGUGGCAAAGUUCCUCACGAGCUCUUCGAGGACACAGCCCACCUGGCACCACACGGUGUCCCCUCGGGCAUGGCCAGGAAUUUGUCCAACACUCGGCUUGCCAAAGAUGUCAAGCAAGAAUAUGGGUCAGUGACCAAUGAUAAUGGCUCUUCAUUUGCUGUUCAAGGACAAAGAGACGGUCAGUUAAGAACAUCCAGCAGACGACAGGAGGAAAAUCCUCUACAUCAAGGUUACGAAGGAGACCGGAUAACCAUGUUUGAGCCCCCUCGUCUGCCCACACACAUCUAUCAACAACAACCCAAGAACAGCUAUGAUCAGGAUUACGGCCCAUGAUGUUCCAUGCUUCUUACCUCCGACUUUAGAGUUGAAUUUGUUAGUAGUAUAUAUCUAUUUUGUAUACUAUAUUCCAUUUAUUGUAAUGCCUGCAAAAUCGUAUGUAUACUGUUUUUGUUAACUGGUAUAAUGACUUUGUUGAGUUGAUAAUAUUUGUAUAUCAACUGGAUGGAUACAUUUAACGUAUUUUAUCCAUAGAACUGGAAGUAGUAUCACUUUGUGAGAUGUCUCCAAUCCAAACAAAUAAUUCUAGAUUGAAUUCAAUGAUUUGUAAUCAUUGAUAACUGCGCGAUAUUGUCAUGUGUCAGUUGAAAGGUAGAGAUCCUUGCCUAGUAGCUUACCAGACUCAGAAUGAGACUUCAUUGAUGUUUAAAAAAAAAUGAAACAAAUCUAUAUCAUUCUAUCAGAGAAAGCACUAGGUAAUGUACUAGAGAUGGUAUAAAAGUUUGCAAGUUUAAAUCAGCUUAUUAAGAAUUUAAUAGGGUUUGAAGAGUAAAAGGUUACUAUUUUCAGGGAGCAUCUGAAAUUUACAAAUAUUAUAAUGUUUGAAUGUCAAAAACUAACAAAUCUCAUCGGGACACGCAUUUAAAUGUAAUUUAUGAAAUUAAAGUUCCCCUUUCAGAUCUUGCGAUCUAUAGGGCAGAUAAUGUAAAGGUCACGGUUAACGAGGGUGUCAUGUGGCCAGCACAACGACCAGCCGCCAUUCUUUUCCCCACCUAAUUUCAACUAAGGUACCCAUUGGAGCUGGGGAACUCAGAGGCCCUCAAAGAUCGUGAAAUUAAAAAUCCUAGACUUCACCAGGAUUUAAACCCGGGACCACCGCUUUACCUAACCCUCAAAGAUCGUGAAAUUAAAAAUCCUAGACUUCACCAGGAUUUGAACCCGGGACCACCGCUUUACCGCUUAGCCACAGCGCCUACUUGUACUCUAUAGCAUGGAAAAAUUCUGAUUUAUUGCUUUUAAGAAUAAAGCCAAUAGUCCAUAAUUUCCAUCCUUUUUUUUUCGAUGAAAGAUAUUAAGACAAGUCAAAGCUAUUUAUAUUUUUACAUAGACAAUGGGAUUUGCUUUAUUUAUAUUUUUUGUUAUAGUUCAUUGUUGUAGCAGUUACUGCGCUAUUACUAGUUGAUGGAGAAAAAAAAUAAUUUAGAUUUGAGAGUAAAUGUUACUGUUAAAUGCUGGGUAUCAGAUACCAGGAAAAUACAAAUGUAAAUAUAUGCAAAAAAGAAAAGUGAGGCACAGUGUUCAUCUCUACUCUUUGGUAAUCAAGGGAUUAAAAAUUAAUAUGUAAAAAGGACGUCUCAGUAACUUUUGGUAAUUAGCGAUACAUUGUUUUUCGCAGGGGUGGACUGGGUGUCUAAAUCGGCCCGGGCAUUUCUUUACUAUCCGGCCCUUAAAUUGUAUAUAUUCAUAAUAUAAGAUAAACGAAUGAAACCUACAAGUAUGUAUGUAAGUUUAUUGCGAUCUAUGGACUGUGGAGUAUGCCCUAUCAUUAUGCCGAAAACGACCAACUGUCUUCACUUUUUCCCUCAACCAAUGUCAGGUACCUAUUAGAACUAGAUGGAUCCCGAAAUUAAAAACCACAAUCACACUAGGAUUCGAAAGCCAGGCGCUUUACCACUCAGCCACCGCGAUUCUUGUCUACGGAUGUAGGCUAGUACAUUAGUUCGAAAACAAAAUGUGUUAGAUAAAAGUAGUAGUACACUAUAACAGAUUAUUUGAACACGAAAAGUCACUUUUAUAAGAUAAUAUUAUAAGACCUCAAUCCAUGAGGCCCUUUAGGUGCCCUACCAUCCCAUUUGGGUACCGGCCCACCGGGCAUUUGCCCGAAUGCCCAUAUAGCCAGUCCGCCCCUGCUUGUUUGCACCCUACUGUGAUCAUGUGAUGAGAAUGUUUGACUUGCUAAUAUGCCUAUAUAAUACAACCGAUUUAUUAUUUAUUUAUAGUUACGUUGGUGUCAGGUUCUACUAUAAGGUGGUUCUGUUAUAUUCUUGGACUGUAUGUCUACCAUGUCAGUGAUGUGUGGGGCAAACAUAUUGGUAUGCUAUAGUCAUUUAGGAUAAUGACAAUUAAGAUAAUAAUAAUAAUAAUAAUAAUAAUCUCUAUUGUCCGUAAGGAAAUUUGUUUUACAAUUUUCGUAUUACAUCAAACGAAACAUUCUAACUAUUAAAAAAAAUGUACAUUCACACCAGACUCACUCAUAAUUUACAUGUGAAAAGUUUAUAUCAGAUCGUUAUAAUUAGUUAAAUAAACCAAGCUGUGGUAUCAUGGAAUCCUAUAUAUCCCAGUGCUGAAUACAUUGAAAUAUUUCUAAAAUCUAUUAGACUCAUAAACCUCCUAUGUAUUUUCAAGUAAAAUAUUAUCUUUAAAAAAAAAUUGAAUUAGAAAACUUUUAGUUUUUGGUAAAGCAUUUAGGUUUACAUUUCAGUUCAUGUUUGAUGAAGAUUGGUUUAUCGUUGCAAAGAUGUUUUAAAUUUCAUAACUGUGUCCUAAAAUGAUGACAGUAAAAAUUAUUAUUCUGAGCAGCCCAUGCAAAUUUUCAUGAAAUAUGAUGACUCUGAGUCAUAAAGACCCCCAUUUCAAUAUUUUAAAUUAAGCCCAUAUAAAACCAUGGUGUACACUAGUCUUCUGUUUGUGUUUACAACUCUGUUAAUGAAGUGCUGUGACAAUAUCUAUAUUUCAAAUUUGUUAUUUUUAUUUUGACUGCUUGGAUUGUACGAUUGUUAAAUGCACAUGUUUGACCCAAUGUGACAAAAUGAAACCAAGUGUUUUUCAUACGUGAACAUUCUUACUCUUAAAACAAGCUAAAUAUUUUUUAAAAUCGUUUUUUUUUUUUAAAAAAAAAAGCUUUUCUAUGAAGAAGUACUAAAAAAUUACUGUCAUUCAUCUCAAUACAUCUCAAUAAGCUCCCUUUAAAAGUAAAACAUAUAAAACAAAAUUAAUUAAUUUCCACUGUUUGAUUAGCUAAUUUGUUAAUAUUUUUGUUGAUUCGUGUAUUGUCAUCGACUAUGAAUGAUUAUGCAUAAUUUAAACGUGAUCCGAGAUGGGAUAUAAACAUAAUAAGGGAAAUAACUCCACCUAUAUAGUUACAUCUCUCAAUAAGUAGUAUUUAUUUCUCCUUUUCGAUACCAAACAAAAGAAUUGAUUUACAAUAGAUAAAUAAUUUUUUGAUUGGUCCCUGUUUCGUUAGGUACAACAAACAAUUGUGUAAAGUUUCAACCUGAUCCGAAAAUGGGUGUGGGAGACAUAACGUGUACAGAAAUUGUACCAGACAGAGUGAUAUAAAAUUGGUUAGGCCAAUAAUAGAAUAUGCAUCCUCUGUUUGGGACCCCCUCAACUCAAGAAAACAUUAAGAAACUGGAACAGACACAAAAUAGAUCAGUGAGAUUCAUAACAGACGAAUAUUCACAUUUGACUAGACUGUCACUAGAGUAACAUCUUUAGUAAAAAUCACUAAAUUUAGACAGCUUUCAGGAUAGAAGACUUAUAAGUAAAGUAGCAAUCAUACAUAAAACACUGAACCAUAAUCUUCAAAUACAAAAAUAAAAUUUAAUAAAAUAAUCAGAAAGACACAAAGAUAAAGGCACGAUAUUCGUUCCAUAUGCUACUACAAAUGUGUACAAAUACUCCUUCUUCCCUAGCACUAUUAGAGCAUGGAAUGGGUUCCCUGAGCUAGCCAGGAAAACCAGUGACUUGGCAGAAUUUAGGUCAUUUGGUAAUAUGCAUGACGCGUAGGACUUAAUCAUCUUCUUUUUUGAAGUAACGUCUGUAUUAUAUAAGAAAAGAUAAGAUUUGUAAAAAGCUAAAGAAAUAUCUUAGCUACAACAGUACACAUAAAUUCAAUUUAAAGUUAGCCUUAAUAAAAAAAAAUUAUCUUCAUUUUUAACAAUUCAUUUUGCCUUGACAUACAGAAUAUUUUGGGGCCCCUCCAAAAAAAAAAACGUGCACCCUUCCCCAUUUCCAAUUUAAUAUCCCCUUAUGUUUGAAAAUGAACCCUGCGACGUAGGUAACAUUUCAUUAUCUUGAUAGCUUUACAUCCACUUUGGUAACCUUGUAUCACAUUGGGUCAAAUAGUGUGCACAAAAAGCUAAAAGCAAAAAAUAUCAUCGAUCUUUAUAUGCUAAUACAGAAAAGCCUGGCCCUAGACGCAUUGUCUAUUGUACAUUGAGACUUUGUUAGUUAGAGUUGAUACAAUGAAGCAUUUAGUACAUAUAAUAGUGUACAUUGUGUAACAUUGCAUUAUUGUAAGUAGAAGUAUACAAAUACAUUAGAUAUUCUUCAAUGUU